AUGAGCAGCCUAACUAUAGAUGAAAGUGCGUUCGUAGAAGCCACAAAUGAUGCUAACACUCUAGAGUUUUCUGAUGAAAAGCAACAAGGUCGUUUUGAAUUAGGUAUUUCAAUGUUGAUAUACAGUUGGGACGCACUUGACAUUGCUGUGGCAAACCAAUGGGGUGGUAUAGAUUCUGCUGAUAAGAGAGAUUGGAUAACGGCUAUUGUCAUAGAUUUAUUUAAAACUAAUAAAAUUGUCGAUAUUGCCAUGGUAGAAGAGACACUAUUGUAUGCAAUGGUUGAUGAAUUUGAUACAAAUGUCGAGGACGAUACAAGUUUGAUCGUUGCAAGUAAUGUUAUUAAAUUGUACGAGGAAUGUUAUGCUAUGAACUAUGGUCGUGUAGAAGAACUUUAUGCCAGAUACGUAGAAAAGGAAAAGAACAGACAAGGUAAACCAGAUCAGAGAAUUGUUCAUGUACACGGUGAUGAUGACUCUAGCUGCGAAGAAGAUGAAGAGGACGAGGACGAAGAUAUGAUGGAAUUAGUUGUUGAAGAAGAAGAGAUAGUGACUACCACUGCCGAACCGAUAAUAGAUGACGAUGGUUUUGAACUUGUACAAAAGAAAGGGAAAAGAAAAUUUUAA
This is a messenger RNA of Maudiozyma barnettii, 624 nucleotides long. RefSeq names its product Tsr2p (gene TSR2). The coding region runs from base 1 to 624 and encodes 207 amino acids. NCBI's taxonomy places the organism in Eukaryota, Fungi, Ascomycota, Saccharomycetes, Saccharomycetales, Saccharomycetaceae. The transcript has a single exon. Gene Ontology annotation, cellular component: nucleus. Gene Ontology annotation, biological process: maturation of SSU-rRNA from tricistronic rRNA transcript (SSU-rRNA, 5.8S rRNA, LSU-rRNA). The record is from RefSeq and is a predicted model, not a curated record.